UGAAAAAGAAGAAAGAAGAAAGAAGAAAGAAAAAGCAAGAAAGAAACUAAAGAAGGAAAUAAGAAAAGAAAUGGGAAAUCCGAAAGGCGAGGAGCAGAGGAGGGUGUUGUUACUGUGCGGGGACUACAUGGAAGAUUACGAGGCAAUGGUCCCAUUUCAAGCACUGCAGGCAUUUGGAGUCUCUGUUGAUGCAGUUUCUCCUGGCAAGAAAGCGGGUGAUAUCUGCGCCACAGCCAUAACCAUUAAAGUGGAGUCCACUGACCGGGUCAAACUCUGUCUUUCCUGUUCAUUUAUUUAUUUUGUAUCCCCUUACUCCUGUUUUAAUGUGUGUGUUUGGUUUGGUUUUCUGUACGGACGUACGUACCUUUUUGGGUUACAGGCUUAUACCGAAUCUCGUGGUCACAAUUUCACACUGAAUGCAACAUUUGAUGAGAUUGAAUUUGACGAAUAUGAUGGUCUACUUAUACCAGGAGGACGAUCUCCUGAACAUCUUGCUAUGAAUGCAUCGGUUGUAGAAUUGGUGAGAAAAUUUUCUGACUCCAGAAAGCCAAUUGCUGCUAUUUGCCAUGGGCAGUUGGUCUUAGCAGCUGCAGGCGCUGUUAAAGGUCGCAAGUGCACAGCGUUUCCAACUGUGAAACCUGGAUUGGUUGCUGCUGGUGCUCACUGGGUAGAACCCGAUACAUUGUCAGUGGGCGUUGUUGAUGAUAAUAUAGUUACUGGGGUCACGUAUUAUGGCAAUCCUGAGUUCAUUAGGCUUUUUCUCAAGGCACUAGGAGGCAACAUAUCUGGUUCUGGGAGAAGGGUCCUCAUCAUCUGUGGAGACUACGUGGAAGAUUAUGAGGUAACUGUGCCUUAUCAGACCCUUAAAGUUCUAGGAUGCCAUGUUGAUGUGGUUUGCCCCAAGAAGAAAGCCGGUGAUACCUGCCCAACUGCUAUCCGUGAUCUUGAAGGGGCCCAAACCUGCAGUGAAACGCAGGGACAAAAUUUUGUUUUAACAGCUGACUUUGAAUCCGUAGAUGCCUCAAGUUACGACGCUCUUGUACUCCCUGGAGGAAAAGAUCCAGAGGUUUUGUCACUAAAUGAGGAUGUUAUUGUACUAGCGAAACAAUUUAUGGAAGCCAGGAAACCAAUUGCAUCCAUCUGCCAUGGCCUGGAAAUUUUAGUUGCUGCUGGUGUUCUGCAGGGGAAGAAAUUUACUGGAUACCCAGGGAUUAAGGCUCAUGUGGUUGUGUCAGGGGGGACGUUUGCGGAAGCGAAUCCAAUAGAUCGUUGUGUCACUGAUGUAAAUCUGGUUACCGCAGCAGCGUGGCAUGGCCAACCAGAGUUGCUAAUUUAAUUGGGAUUGAUUUGAUUCCUACAUUCAAAUCCCUAAUUAAGCCAAUCUCGCCAAAUCAGGGAGGAAUAAUUCAUUUCCAUAUGCGGAAUUAUUCCUCUAAAACCCUAGCCUCUGAGGCCCCUGUAAAUAAAUGGCUACGUACAAGGGUUUAGGUACGUCUAAAUUCUUACUGAAACUCUGCAGAAAUUAUCCCUCACAAACCUUAGCCGCCAUACUC
Prunus persica (peach) is the source of this 1553-nucleotide messenger RNA. Its product is annotated as protein DJ-1 homolog D-like. The transcript is spliced from 3 exons. The record is from RefSeq and is a predicted model, not a curated record. Bases 71 to 1336 code for a protein of 421 amino acids. NCBI's taxonomy places the organism in Eukaryota, Viridiplantae, Streptophyta, Magnoliopsida, Rosales, Rosaceae.